AUGGACUCUCUCCCAAUUUCACUCUGGAUUGCCAUUGCCGGGCUUGUUGCGCUUCUCUCACUCUGGACAAUGGGUGCCUUCUGGAGCAAGAACCAGAUGCCCGUCGAGGGCAAGACGGUUCUGAUCACGGGCGCUUCCGAGGGAAUGGGACGCAGUGUCGCUCGACAGAUGGCCGAGAAAGGUGCAAAUGUUAUCCUCGUGUCGCGAUCUGUUCCCAAAUUGGAGGAGGCAAUGGCAGAGGCUCAGGCCGCCGCAUGCAACCCCUCCCAGCGAUUUCACUACAUCACAGCCGACGUCUCGAAGCCCGACUAUGCUCCGUCUCUGCUCGCCGAAGCGGUAGAGUGGAACAACGGCCAGGCCUUGGAUAUCGUCUGGUGCGUCGCGGGCAAGUCGACUCCAGACUUCUGGGUCGAGGCGCCUCUGUCAUUGACGCGGAACCAAAUGGACAUCAACUUCUGGGGCAGCGCCGAGAUGGCGCAUGCAAUUCUGCGCCUGUGGUUAGCUCCGAAUGCGCCGGUGGUGACAGAACCAAAGCACCUAAUUUUCACCUCAUCUGUGGUGGCCUUCUUCCCCGUCGUUGGCUACGGCCCAUACACGCCUGCCAAAAGCGCCUUACGAGGGCUCGCCGAUACGCUGCUUCAGGAGGUGCAGUUGUACCCACAGAAAGUCAAGAUUCACGUCGUGUACCCUGGCUCCAUUUCGAGUCCUGGCUUUGAGCGAGAGAACAAGACCAAGCCUGAGAUCACUAACAUGAUCGAGGACGGUGACCCAGUACAGAGCCCGGACGAAGUCGCUGCGGCUUCCAUUCGCGGACUGGAGAAGGGAUACUACUUCAUCACUGUCGCCUUCCUAGGACAUGUACUCCGCUGGAGCGCCCUGGGUGGCUCAACGCGAUCCAACAUUCUGGUUGACACGGUCAUGGGCUGGGUCAUCGGGGUAGCCAUGCUGGUUGCCGGACCGCUCAUCCACCGCCAGAUUAGGCAGUACGGCAAGAAGCAUGGACACCCCGUAAACUACCGGAAGAAAGGCAACGAUGACUUGCUGAACUAG
This is a messenger RNA of Anthostomella pinea, 1050 nucleotides long. The record is from the annotation of a GenBank genome assembly. NCBI's taxonomy places the organism in Eukaryota, Fungi, Ascomycota, Sordariomycetes, Xylariales, Xylariaceae.